GAUAUAAUCAUGAUUGGAAUUGCACUAUUUUUGUCUGUUCUACGUGUUUCCAUUGCUGCCGAUUCCACAUGCGCAGAUAUUAGUACUGACGCCUGUCGUCUGCUUGUCCAUGCCGCUCCAAAUUUCUGCUCCACUUUGUCGGGACAAACAGACUGUCCUGCUUUCUGUGGGCUGUGUUCGAGACGGUGUUACCAGUGUCAUGAGGUGAACAACCCCGCAGAUUGUUCGACUUCCGUUACUUGCGGAGUUGGAAAGGAAUGUAUUGUGUCGGAGACAAUCGGGGAUGAUUUCACUUACCAUUUUAAUGUUGGCUGCGUCGAAAAGUCGGUUUGCACUUCCGGUUCCGAUUUACCCCACCCAUCGAGUGCGCCAGGUAUAGUGGGUAAAAGAGCUGUUUUGAAACGUAACCUAGAGUUUGCUUGCUGCGAUUCCGAUCUGUGUAACAACAAACUGCCAUCAGCAUUGCAACCUACAUCUUGUCCAUCUGGGACCCAUGAAUUUAGAGAUGGAUCAGUCCAUCUGUGCUACUUUGUACUCAAACAAGAGCGGAAUGCUGAUGAUGGCGCGCGGGCAUGCGCGACUGCAUUCAAAGGAGGAAAGUUGGCUUACAUUCCUUCAGAUGCGGCAGACAACUUUAUCAAGUUAACAUUCAAAGGUGAUUUUUCUGGGGACCAUUCUGGAGCUUUUAUCGGCGUCUUUGAUAAAGAGCACGAGUUAUCGUUCGUUGAUACAGACGGGUCACCACAGACAUUUUUUGAUUGGCGACACGGACAGCCCAAUGACCCUAAUGUAAAUGACCCCCAUCGAGAACCUGCGCAGGACUGUGUGCGCAUGUUUCCUGUCGACGGAGAGCAUUUCACUUGGCAGGAUAAACCCUGUGAACAGUUAGGCUGGGCUCUGUGUUCUAUUAAUAUUCACAAAUAAAAUGUUCAUCAUCACCUA
This is a messenger RNA of Saccostrea echinata, 942 nucleotides long. Its product is annotated as mannose-binding protein C-like. The record is from RefSeq and is a predicted model, not a curated record. Lineage: Eukaryota; Metazoa; Mollusca; Bivalvia; Ostreida; Ostreidae. The transcript is spliced from 7 exons. Bases 10 to 924 code for a protein of 304 amino acids.